This is a messenger RNA of Rhipicephalus sanguineus (brown dog tick), 1799 nucleotides long. Its product is annotated as acetylcholinesterase-1. The record is from RefSeq and is a predicted model, not a curated record. Gene Ontology annotation, molecular function: acetylcholinesterase activity. Lineage: Eukaryota; Metazoa; Arthropoda; Arachnida; Ixodida; Ixodidae. Gene Ontology annotation, cellular component: plasma membrane. Gene Ontology annotation, biological process: acetylcholine catabolic process; choline metabolic process.
AUGAGCGUAACACGGCUCGCCAUUCUCCUGGCGGUGGCGGCGGCGGCAGUUCCCAUCGCCUCUGCCGCCAAGAUAUACCGACCCGCCGUGUACACUACUUCCGGCAAGCUCGUGGGGCUCAAGAAAGAAGCGUUCGGUAGGCCCGUCGACGUGUUUUACGGAAUACCGUACGCAGAGCCGCCGCUAGACGACCUCAGAUUUCAGAAGCCCGUGCCGGUGACACCAUGGAAGGGUCUUCGCGACGCGUCGACCCCGCCUUUCCCGUGCAAGCAGCCAGACUUUUUCGUGCACCAGAACUACACAAUACUGACGCGAAACUCCACUGAAGACUGCCUCUACCUCAAUGUGUGGACGCCCGCGAGAUACUGUCGGGACAUUAAAACGUGCGGUCCAAAGGCCGUCAUGGUGUUUAUCCACGGUGGAGCCUUCACGUACGGCAGCAGCAGCUGGUCCUUCUACGACGGCAUCCACUUCGCCGCGGCUGGAGACGUCGUGGUCGUCACGCUCAACUACCGAGUCGGGCCCUUCGGCUUCUUCAGCUCGAGACUCGACGGUCUCAACGGAAACCAGGGCAUGUACGACCAGAUCCUCGCACUCACGUGGGUCAAGUCCAACAUCAAGCACUUCGGUGGCGACCCCGAACUAAUCACAGUGUUCGGUCAGAGCGCUGGAGCAAUUUCGGUGGGAUACCUGCUCGUCUCGCCGCUCAGUCGCGGAUUGUUCCGGCGGGCCAUCAUGGAAAGCGGGAGUCCCUUCUGGAUGUUGCACGACAGUCGAGACACAGCGCUGCAGAAGAGCUUCUCGCUGGCCAACGCGCUAGGUUGCACGACAGGCUUCGAGAAGACCAUCGAAGACCCCCAGGUGAUGAGCUGUCUCCGCUCGAAGGAUGCCAACGAGAUUGUGAGCGUGGCCACGGAGGUCCUGGGAUCCCAGGCCGAGACGUUCUUCCCGAGUCGCGACGGCGAACUCUUUCCGGACGACGCCAACGUACUGAUGGACGCCAUGAAGACUACCGGUGUGGAACUGCUAAUCGGAAACAAUAGGAACGAAGGCACCUACUUCGUCUACAACUUCCUCACCAAGGGACUCAAGUUCCAGAAUCUGGCGCACAUCACCAAAGACGAGCUCGGCUUCUACAUGGUUCUCUUCUUCCGGACGAUGCUGCAGUCGGGCGUGAACGAAAUCCGCGAGUUUUACCUGGACAAGCUGAACAGCACCGAUCCUGGGGUGGUGUUGCAACGUGGAUCGGACGCUGUGGGUGAUUUCCUGAUCACGUGCCCCAGUCGCUACUUUGCGGAGAAGUACCAGCGCAAGGGGCAGCCUGUGUACUACUACCAGUUCUCGCACCGUCCCAGCUUCAGCGUGUGGCCGCCCUGGAUGGGUGCGACGCACUUCGACGAGUUCCCUUUCGUAUUCGCGCAUGCCAUGGCCUUUCCCGAGCUGGUGACGCCUGAGGAGACGUCGCUAAGUAGGCAGUUGGUCGAGAUAUGGACAACAUUCGCCAAAAUUGGGCGCAUGCCGACGCUGGGAAAAAUUGCGUGGCCCCGGUACUCGGCGGAAGGCCCUUACAUGGUGGACAUCAACCUCAAAGUCCUCACAAUCAAGAAAGGGCCGCAGGAAGAGAACUGCAACUUCUGGAGGCGCUACUUCAAGUUGGACGGCUGAGGGCGCAAUGAAAUAUUCGAGACUGCCGAAGUGCCAAAACAGGCGGGCGCGAGAGAGAACGUGCCUCACUCUGAUUGGCUGCGUAGAUGUCAGCCUAUCUCCCAGCACUGCCUAGCAUCUACAUCAAUGUGAAG